CGGAAUGCCGGUAAAUGGAGUACUUGAGUGGUGAGUUCAUAGCAGCGGCUUCCACUUUUGAAAGACCCGUGACUAUGUAGAGCUGGGCCCUCAUGAUGGCCUUCGAAUCAAAGGCGCCUCUUCAGUAGUGUGAGUAGCAGCAGCAAAAGGGCUCCAACAAGUAGGCCCCAGGGCAGUUAUGGAUAUAUCUCGAAAAUGACCCUACCAAAUGUACAGGAGUGUCAUUCCCCCUAGCCUGCCAUGCUCGGGACCUCCGAGUCUGCCCCCUCGCUCGACUUCAGUCAUCAGUGUUCAUCCAAAGCGUGCACAUGCAUUGUCAAACCGUGACUCGCCCACUUUAUCUCUUCGUGGAGGCGACGAAUGGAUCGAAGCCCAGUAAUUAAAGGAAGAUGCUGCUGACAUCCGGACUCUGCACAUGACAACCCUUCCAGCUCUACGCCGCUUCCUCCCGGAGGACCAGUCACUCGGUAUGUUCCCCAGUACAUCAUGACAGAGGCCUUGCUAGCUUCGCAGUCGAAACAAAUCAAGGAGGGUAAAUGACGUAAAUAACCUCGUCACCGUGAAGUGGAUGGUGGGUGGACAAGGAAGAGGGGGUUAUUAUCAGCAAGUGCCCAGCAAGUGAAAACUGCAGUUGCACUUGCUCCUUUUGUCGUUUUGGUGAGAUGCCAUUCGUUGCAUUCCUCUUGUUCCUCUCUCCUUCACUACUCGGUCUGCCGUCAGCAUCUUAUCUUUGCACACUCGGAACAAACUCUAGCAGAGAGACUGGCGGCUCACUGUGUUUGCUUCCGGGCAAUUUGCUGUCUGGCCAAUUGGCAGGCGGGAGUCCGGUGUAGUGCCAAUUCAUUCGAGCCGUCAUCCGUGCUUCAACGGGAUUGUUGCCCAGACCCCCGUCCCGCAUUGAGCAAUCUUUUCUAUCGGUCUGCCUCAUCUUGAGCAGAUUUGUGCCCCGCAGGCCAGGGGUCAGUUUGUGAGUGAAAGCUAUGGCGACGGCCUCGGCGCUUUUCAAAGUUCCGUUGUUGUCUCUGGGACAUCAUGAUCCCCGCCAAUCUGCAGGGUGUCACAGGUUCCCUAGACCUCAGCGGGUGCAGUUGGCAAGGACCAAUUUUGAUUCUUCGUUUGGCGAUUCGUCGGCCUCGUCGUCUUCGUCGUCUAGAUGUGGGUGCUCGGCAUUGGGACUUCCCAGCCUGUCGCCUCUUGGUUCUUUAGGUGCAUGGCAGCAGCAAAAUUCUUUCGCUUUGCUGGAUAAGCGGCUGAAUUUGUGCGGGUGGAAAGCGAAGAAGGCUUGGAGGAACUCUGGAAUGGUGAUCCAGGCAGGGAUGAAAUUGGAUCCAGGAGGAGGAGGUGAUGGCAACGGAAUUGGACGAACUAUCGUCAAUCUUGCUCUCGCAGGUGGUCUGACUUACCUGACGGUGACGGGUAAACUCGGCUGGGUUUUUGACACCAUUAUUUCUCUAUGGCUCUUGGCGGUGUUGCUACCCAUAGUUGGCGUGAUAGCUUUCCUGUGGUUUGCAGAGCGCGAGGUUAUCACAGGUGCUUGCCCUAAUUGCGGGCAGUCAUUUCAAGUGUUUGAGUUCGCAGUCAAAGAAGAAGCUCAGUACUGUCCUUAUUGCAGCCAGCCAUUCAAAUUGGAAGAUGGAAAGUUCAUAAGGGAUGAACCCCGUUUUUCGAGUCAAAGGACGAAUCCUGGAGGAUUCGGUGGAGGUUUCAAGUCCCCGUUCGGUGCAGGUUUUGGCCGUGAUACCACCUCAUCUACACGUAAAGACGAAAGCCAAGAACCUGGUGGAAUCAUUGUUGACGUGGAAGCAGAAGUAAGGGACAGAGAUUGAUGUGUAGGACACUGCGACUGCGACCCAUACGCUGCUCCACUCAAUGUACACUAGUAGACAUAGGCCCAACGGAGGAUGCAAAACCCGAGCCCAGGACGACUGGACUCGAACAUCAACAGCUGAGAAAGAAAUUACGUCGAAGGUGAUCAACGGAUACGUGUAUGAAUCUGUUUCUCUCUGAUGGCAUAGAGUGGAAAGUGAAUGGCUUUUUCCUCGAUCUGACCUGUAGUUUUCCUCACGAUUGGAGAUGGAGCUCCAAUCGUGAGGAACCAACCUCCAAACAGAGGUUACGAUUUUUCUUACUCCUGUUGCCUCCAGAUAUCUCGGCCAGUUCUAGAUGAGGUGAUUGUAGUUUAUUGUAACAUGGUAGUUUUCACGUGUAAGGUUGGUACUGGUGAUGGGGUGUACUAUGUUGAUUCGACACUUUGAGGUGACGAGUCAUUAUAAGGAACGAUGUAGCCUUACUAAUCUACAGUGAAGUUCAUGCGACCCCAGCUUAUGUUGAACGUGACUCCAUUCUGUUAUGUAUGGACGGGGAAUUGUGAGAACUCGAUUAGCACCAUUGGCUUGAAAGCUUGUAAAACUGGUCUCUCCACUCAAUUCAGCUCUCGUCCA
This is a messenger RNA of Marchantia polymorpha subsp. ruderalis, 2441 nucleotides long. NCBI's taxonomy places the organism in Eukaryota, Viridiplantae, Streptophyta, Marchantiopsida, Marchantiales, Marchantiaceae. The record is from the annotation of a GenBank genome assembly.